AUGAACAUUCAUGAUGCAGAGUUUAGAAAAAUGGGUUAUUUCAUUUUAUUUCUUGUAUGCUUGAUAAUUGUAACCCUUAUAGUUACAAUUGCCUCUUAUCUAUGCACUCUACCAACUUUUUCACCUCUACCUCCACAGCUUGCACGUGAAACAAACCACACCACAAUAACUGUAGUAGUGGAUCAACCAGCUGACCAAAAUACUGCAAAUGUGUGUAGAAGCUAUGAUCAAAUUAGUACCCUUCCACGUUUAUCUGAAGUUAAGAUGUGUAACAGCAAUAAUAUUAAUUCUGUUAGUAGUUGUUGCUGUUCCAUAUGUUUGAUGGAUUAUAGAGAAGCUGAUUUGUUGAGAAUGCUUCCUGGUUGUGGACAUUUCUUUCAUGUGGCUUGUGUUGAUCCUUGGUUGAGAAUGAAUUUGACUUGUCCGGUUUGUAGGAAGACAUAUCGUUCUGUAUAA
This is a messenger RNA of Vicia villosa (hairy vetch), 456 nucleotides long. Its product is annotated as putative RING-H2 finger protein ATL71. Lineage: Eukaryota; Viridiplantae; Streptophyta; Magnoliopsida; Fabales; Fabaceae. The coding region runs from base 1 to 456 and encodes 151 amino acids. The transcript has a single exon. The record is from RefSeq and is a predicted model, not a curated record.